CGGAUUGGCAGUACACGCAGUAAUUCGUCAAGUCUCAGCUCCAAAACGAAGGCCAUUCUUAGUCACCUCGAAAGAAUUAAUACUCCGGCUCGUGAAGCUCGCAAGCUACCUGUGAUGCGUGGAUCUACUGUACCUUCGGAACGUUGGGCACCGAUGCAUUCAUGUGCAGCUCCUCCACUCGUCAAGUCUAGUGCAACAGUUCCAUCUCGCAUUCAACUUUUAUCUUCAUCAAUGGCGUCUCAGCGGAAACCGUAUUGGCGUGAUAUAACCAGAAAGCUUCAAGAGAAGGAGCAAAGCACUGUCUCGAAGGAGAGUCAUGAUAAACCCAGCAGAAGCGAUGGAAAGACCAUCAGCGCGAACGUGUUCAACGCCACUCAGUUAAUUGAUGAGGAAAUGGUAGACGCCUCCGAGGAUAGGACGAAUGACAUCCCUUUGUUUGCACCUCCUAUAAAGGCGGCGCCAACUGCGGGGUUUCUGGAUGACAUGGUUUUCUCCUUCGGCGCUCCCGUUGAACGCUUGCCUGGACAAAACGCUGCUGUUGGGACGUCGACCGAGUGUGACAGAAGUGGUUCGGAAGGAUCUGAUAGCAGUGAUGAUGAUUCGGAUAAUGAGCAGAGCAGCUCUACAUCUGAUGCUGAAGAAACAAAUGAACAAGAAAAGGAGACGAAGGCUUCCCGUCCACCGACUGCUGCUGACAGCGAAACAUCUGGUGCAAUUUCCUCGAAUGUUACUCCAACAUCAUCAAAAGAUAAUGUCAAUAUUUGUGCCGCCUGUGGACACAACAAAGAUGCUUCGACCACUUCCAAAACGCUCGUGUCCAACAUAGCGACAUUCGGAAAACCUGCUGCUGGUGGUUUUCGAUUCGGAUUAGCUCCUGAGGGAGUCAAAGACAGUAGCGCACCAGCAGCACCACAUUGGCAGUAUCAAAGGAAACUGCUCUGGGAACUAAUGGUACUUCGAAACCUGCCCCGAAUGCGACUUCUGAACCCAAGCAGGACUCUUGCAAGCCUUCCACGGCUGGUGAUUCCACUACCGCCGCAGCAACACCUAAUGCAAGUGGAUCGGAUAAGAAACGCGUAG
Messenger RNA from Ostertagia ostertagi, 1080 nucleotides. The record is from the annotation of a GenBank genome assembly. Lineage: Eukaryota; Metazoa; Nematoda; Chromadorea; Rhabditida; Trichostrongylidae.